Molecule: messenger RNA, 1921 nt
Organism: Talaromyces stipitatus ATCC 10500
Lineage: Eukaryota; Fungi; Ascomycota; Eurotiomycetes; Eurotiales; Trichocomaceae
Product: sucrose transport protein, putative
Exons: 3
Coding region: 437-1921 (494 amino acids)
Cellular component (GO): membrane
Molecular function (GO): sucrose:proton symporter activity
Source: RefSeq, a predicted model, not a curated record
GGUGACUACAACAAUUUCUCUCUUCAGCUUCUCUCCAGAUCGAGACAGACACAUACAUCGAAAUUUCUUGAAUAUAUCCGUCUCAAUGUGGCCCAAUUCUUAGUUAUCUUACCUUUAUCGCGACACCGGCGUGAUGGCGGUGCGGAGACCCCCUGUUGCAUCCGAUACACCGGCGGAGUUGCACCCUGAGACCGAACCGUUCAUUGCUGAGGAAUGGGGCCCUGAACUAGCCUCUGCGAUUAGUGAUGCUGACUGCCCUAGUCAGGCGUCCAAAAGCAGUUGGUAUUUGUUUAUAUUGACGUUUGGUAUGGGAGGACUCCAGGUAAUUUGGUCUGUCCAACACGCAAAUGGAUCAGUAUGUCACCGCGCGCCUAGUCCACGACGUCUUUUCUAAUUUUCCGUGUCUACGGCAAAGCCCUACCUUUUAUCACUGGGAAUGAGUAAGGCCCUGCUUGCGUGGGUGUGGGUAGCUGGGCCAUUGACAGGAACUGUCGUGCAACCUUAUAUUGGCAUUCGCAGUGAUAAUUGCCGUGGUCACUGGGGCAGAAGGAAACCGUUCAUAGCAAUUGGUGGUGCGACGACUGUGAUAUGUCUCUUAGCUUUGGCUUGGGUUCAAGAGUUGACCGGCAGCGUGUUUGCGAUAUUUAAUGCCGAUGUGAAAUCGGAUACGGUGAAAUCCGUAUCGAUCGUUGCUGCGAUCGUGCUUAUGUACUGCCAUGAUUUUGGAAUCAAUACAGUCCAAGCGGCUAUGAGAGCAUACAUUGUCGACAAUGCUCCAUCGCAUCAGCAGAAAUCCGCCAAUGCCUGGGCGAGCCGCGUCAGCGAAGCAGCAAGUAUCAUAUGUUAUGCCUUUGGGUACAUGGACUUACCAAAAAUAUUCCCCGUCCUGGGCAAAACGCAGUUCCAGGUGAUCUCUGUGUUAGGAAGCUGCUGCCUUAUCGGUAGCUUGUUAAUAUCCUGCGUCUUCAUUGAUGACCUUCGAACCUAUGACCGACCACGGACAGAGUUGACUACUAAGAACUCUCUCAGCAUGAUCUGGAAGUCUGCACGCUAUCUUCCUCCGCAAAUAAGAAAAGUGUUUGCAAUUCAGUGUGCCUCCUGGUUUGGAUGGUUCCCAUUUUUAUUCUACAUAACCACCUACAUCGGCCAGUUGUAUGUAAAUCCCAUCUUCGAAAAGCAUCCUGAUCUAUCAAAUGGCGAGGUAGACAAUAUAUGGGGGGAUGCUACUCGAAUUGCGACGUCUGCCUAUUUCCUGAACGCCGUCACUGCCUUUGUGGGCAGUCUAGUGCUACCGCUUCUGGUGGUAGCACCGUCACCGAAAGAGUUCGAAGCUCUCUCCAAUACCAACAGUGCUUCUGACCUGCCACAGCGGGCCUCAGUUCUGACCACGUUCAUGCAAUCUUCGACGCGUAUGCUGGGGAAGCUUCGGGUUCCUGGUUUAACGCUUCGACGACUGUGGCUGCUAUCCCACUUUCUCUUUGCUAUUUGCAUGUUCAGUACAUUUUUGAUAUCCUCACCUGGAACAGCGGCAGUAAUGACAGCAAUUGUUGGCAUUCCGUGGAUGAUCACGUCUUGGGCACCGUACGCAUUUAUUGCGACGGAACUUGCACAAAGCCAGAGCCAGUCGACGAAUGGGGAGUUUAUAGCAGAGAGCAUCCAUCGACCAGGCUAUCCCUACAAUGAAUUUGAAGAUACCGAUGGCAUCGGUGGGGCUGGUGUUGUUCUUGGGUUACACAAUGUUUUUAUUUCGUUUCCUCAAAUGGUGUCCAGUCUUCUCAGCAGCGUUAUUUUCAAAGCACUGCAGAAACCACGGGGAGAACCUUUUGAUAAUAGCGUGGCUUGGUUCAUGAGAUUUGGAGGCUGUGCUGCUUUAAUAGCGGGGAUUUUAACGGUUCCUCUCCAAGAUCGAGCUGCAGGAUAG